UGCCUCCGGACGUGUCACGCAGCACAAGUGCAGGAAAAUGCGAUCACGCGCACACGCACACAUCGGCAGCUCAACACAGGACCGUCCACAGCAGCAGCAAAAAUGUAAAAUAAAUCACGCGGAUUAGAGGAUAAUGUGCGUCGACUGCCGUCUCCAUCAUGUUCCCGGGAGUCAUCUAUGCAUUACUGGCAGGCUUCCUCGGAGCCGUGGCGUCGUCGUCGGCCAAGCUGUCCCUCGGAGCGGACUACCUGAAGGGAGUCUGUGAAACCGGACUCCGGACGUGGGGAGAGCAGCGGAAAUUUCGUCAAGCGGACGAAACUACAGCGUGUGACCGGCUCCACAUCCCUCUGAGGCUCCUGUGUGGCGGACUUCUUUUCACCUGCAACGCUGUGAUGUGGACGUUCCUCGCCAAAGCUCUCAGGUAUUCCUCGUCCUCCACCCGAGCCACUGUGACCACCACUGCCUCCAACUUCAUAUCUUCCGCUUUCCUGGGCCAGCUGAUCUUUGGGGAAGCUCAGAUCACACUGUGGUGGGUUGGGAUUUCUCUGACCUUCUCUGGGCUGUUGGUCCUGCAGAGAGUUUCACCACAGGAUAGACACCAGAAUGCAGUCGCCAUGAAGGACGAAUGACACCACCAGCUGGCUGUGUUGUGCUGUGGCUGACACCGCCUAUUGCUUUUCUACAAAAAAAACCAAAGACCAGUAAAAUCUGAAACUUUACUUGCUCUUUUAGUCGCAGGGCAGACAUUCUGCAGUGAGAGAACAAGAGGAAUUUGUUGUAGUCUUCCAGUCAGAUUAAACUAUUCCCAUUUGUCCUGUAAGACGCUGACGGUUUGGCAGUUUUCUCAUGAAACCCUGACGAUGCAGCUAGAGGAGAUGCUGGCUCAGAGUCAGCUACAGCACAGCUACAGAUUGGCUGGUGGGGAGAAGCUGAGCAGAUGCGUCCCACAAGCUCUGAAUAAUCAGGAGGUGCACAAAGAGGCAGACAUUAUUUUAGCUUCAUUUUACUUUUGGGUAAUCCAGGCAACACAGCACAAAAAAUGAAACCGUAAGCUGAAAGCAUAUAAAGCUGAUGCAAAAAAUAAAAACUGGAGUUUUUACAGGGAAGUUAACAUUUGUGGGUUCAUUGUUGAGAUUUUGAUGGGAGAAUUGUUAUCGUUCUCGUGUCUGUGCAUUACAAUAGAACCGGUCAGAGUCGGGGGUAAUAACAGGAAACAGAAUUAGUUUGAUCUGUGCAGGUUUCGUGAUUCUAUGUGAUAUGUGCAUUUUGUUCCCUAAUGUAGUUUCGCUAACUACCUCUUCUGUAAUAGUUACACAUGUGCAGACACGGGAGUGAUAGCAAGGCUUUCCUCUGCAAAACAACAGAAAUAAAUAGAUUUUUUUUUAUCUGGAGGUAUGCAGCCCAUAAACUUGAGUAUAAAAGAUGGAAGUAGCCCAUGUGAUAAGUGCAGUUUAAAAUUUCAAGCGCGGCACUUUGGCUGCAACAGUGUUAGCAUUUUGCUUACGAAUUAUGCUGUCAGAGUUGUAGAAAUUAUUGCAUAGGUACAUUUAUACUUUGAUCAGCUCGGCCUAGGCGGGGAGGUUGUGUUUAUGCAAUUUUCCUGGGAAUGUAGAUGUGGGCGAGGACAUGGGCGAGCUCCGUUAAAGUGGAGCGGAGAAGCUUGUGGUGUCUUUCCUAAGCGCCGCAAGUUACAAAAGCGGACGUGAGCAGUGUUGCUUCUGGAGACUCUGACAUGAAGCACACAGCUUUCUACACUUCCUGCAGCUUACUACGAGGCUACCGUUGGCUGUUGUCCCAUCAAAGAGCGCUCAGUCAGUCCUCGCGUUGCAGUUGCAGCUGCGACCAAUCCAAGCUCCAAUCAGAUGUUUACCACGCUGCAUAGAUUGUCUGUGAAUCGCGCAGGUGGGAAGUUGGCACUGGCGGAUUCUACUCACACCAAUCAGAGGCUCCCACUAGUAGGCAGGCAUGAGGAGUGACAUAUUUUUAGCCAACCAUAGGUGAGUGUGUGUGGUCGGUUCAGCACAAAACGAACCGCAGGGAAACAGGGUCGAAAAGUGUACGGCUUCAUGCGGACAACUCUAGUGUAAAUGCAAUGACCCUACCAGAGCCAGACCGAGCUGACCCAAGUGUAAAGGCAGCUUAUGAAUUAGUGAAAAAGUAAUAACUUGCAUUAUUGUCAUUUUACUCAAAAUUGGGCUAAAAUGCACUAAUCCCAAAAUUCCACUACCUCCGCUCCGCCCCCGCCUUCCGCAGCCGCUCGCUUCCGAACUCAGUUUUUACUGGUACCCGCUCUACAACGGCUCCGCUCCGGUGCGGAGACCUGUGGUGCGCAAACAGGCAUGCGCGGGAUUUUCGAGAUCUUGCGAUACAGUCCAAGCAAUAAACGCGGAAGUUAGAUCCAAACACCCGUUGUGUGGGAGAAGCAUCGAAAUGAACUGUUUAAUCUGCCCAUCAUUUGUGUUGAGAGAUCAGCAGUGUUUGGAUCAACAAAGUGUGACUACUUUGAUAGUGGAAACUGUAUUUAUGGCUUAUUUUUGUGCAUUUAAAGUUCAACCGCCAUUGAUAGUUGUUAGAAGUUGUUAAACCUGUGCAUAUGAAACAAAAAACGCUUUUUGUUUAUCGAUUUAUUGUGAAAUAACGGAAGUUGUGCUUGCUCCCUUUCCUGUUGGGCGGUUGUGAUUUCUGUCCAUUGACUGCGGAGGUGCUCCGGCGUCCGGCAAAAAUAGAAUCGAUAUUUUUGCCAGAUGGCGGAACGGCGGGCGGCGCUGAUUGACUACAACGGGACCGAUUUUGCUGCGGAGUUCAUGCCGGAGCGGAGCGGAGGUAGUGGAAUUGUGGGGUAAGAAGUACUUUAUGCUCAACAACAACAACAAAAAAAGCUGGAACUAAUUACAAAUGAGACUGAAUAGCAAAGUGGUAUUAGUCAGGUGGUAGUUUUUCCUCUGACCAGCAGGGGGCUUUUCCUUAAAAACUGCCUCCUGUGACCAUUAAAGCCCAUCUGAAACCGUAUCUUUUGUCCAUUCUGAAGUGUUUGUGUAAAAGUUAGAAAUAUCAGUCGUAGUCGUAAAUAGAUUCCUGAACAGCCUCUGUUAAGCUCAAGAGGAAUGAUAAGCUAACUACUAGUCUAAACAAAGGCAACAAUGCUCACCAAGUUCAGAGGAGCUUAAACUUCUUCACUACCAUUAUUUUAGCAUUGCAGGUAAUUAUAUUUCACUCUGCAGUUGUAUACAACCACAAAAUGUAACUCUGGUGGAUCCAGAGGUCAAGUUAGGUCAGCUUUACCACUGCAACAAUCUCUGGAUACGGAUUCAUUUGGACUCACUUGAGGUUUAAACAAAAGGUCUCGUCCAAAGACGAGCAUCAAGAUUCCAGAUGGCAGCCAUCUUCAAACAAUUUCAAGCGCCAACAUUUCACACCAGCUCAUUGGAAUGUUUCAUGAACAUUGACAUCGUCAAAAGUUUUGCACUAUGAGCAGACAUUACAAAUAAAAUUCCCGUUGGACUUGAAUGCUUUAUUUUGUUGCUGCAGCUGAGAUUUAUGCAGGUAAAGAAUCAUAAAAUUCAAUAGAAACAACUGUAAUGCAACCUUUACAGAAGUGUAAAGGCUUACAGGCCAGCUUCCUUUUGGACAGAGUUCUAUUUUCCCCACACUUCAGAAAGCGAUCUAUAACGCAUGAGAAACUGAGUAUUUAUUACUUUACACAGAACAUUUGAAAAUGUCCAAAAUAUUCUUAUAAACGUUCAAACUGCAGGCUGCUUCUAUCUUUCUUAUACGGCAUGUGGAUGAGUGCAGAACCACCGUUUCUGACUAGGAGCAUUUUAUUCUGUGCAUUUUGUAACUACUGUUUAACUUUUCCUCAGUUACUGUGACACUUACUGUAAACUCUGUAUGUACCAGGCUGUUUCAAACUGAGCCCUCAGCUAAUAAAAUACACAGUAAUAAUAAUUCUAAUGUAGCACUGAAAGGCUCAUCCCUUGUAAGGAUUUGCUUUUUUCUCCUCCUUCAUUUAAAUACUUUUAAAGUGUUUGUAUCCUUUGUUUGAUUGAACCUUUAGACAAGACCGUGACAGAUACUGUACUUUGAAUCCAAGGCAGCUGCUCUUCACUUCCAUGAGCUACACGCGUGUGCAUGUUGUCACAAAAGGCUGAUUAAGUCACACCAAAGCCUCCUCUGAGUGUCAGACCCACCAUAGCCUUUAAAACAAGCUUCAUGUGACAUGGUUAUAAUAUUCUGUAGUUCAUCAUGAAAACUAUUCCACAGGACACAGCAGUGUAGCUCAACAGGCAGCAGUAGCUCAACAGGUUGAGCGGGUUGUCCAGUAAUCGGAAGGUUGCAGGUUUGAUUCUAGCCUAGUGAACCAGACCAAAUUCUUGCUUUGCAUAUAUAAUAAAUAUAAAAAUAAAAUAAAUAAUAUAUUUAUUUAGUCUGGCUUGCCAGGCUAGUUUGAUCCCGGUUCCGGACAGAGAAUUCUGAUGUUGUGUCCUUGGGCAAGACACUUAACCCACGUUGCCUGCUGGUGGUGGUCGGAGGGACCGGUGGCGCCUGUGCUCGGCAGCCUCGCCUCAGUGCGCCCCACGGCAGCUGUGGCUACAUCGUAGCUCAUCACCAUCAGUGUGUGAAUGUGUGUGUGAAUGGAUAAAUGAUACACUGUAGUGUAAAGCGCUUUGGAGUCUUUACUCUGAGAGGCGCUAUACAAGUGCGGGUCAUUUAUCAUUACACCUAAUUUUAGCUGUUAGUAGUUAAUAACUGCUGAAUUAUCUACAUGUUUAUUUCUUGAACCUUGUUUGACCUGUUCAGGGUCACGGUUAGUUGGGGCUUUCCCUUUCGCACUGUGAUGUGUUUAAAAUUACUUAAUGAUUAUUUUUCACGCAUUAAACGUUUAAUCUGUUUAUUGAACUAUAUUUCACACUUAAUGGUUAUUGUUAAGACAUAUAUAAGAUAGACAUUCUUUGUGGUAGCUGUAACACCAUUUCUCACAGCAGCAACUGUUGCUGAGCAGGUUUGAUAAGAUUCGCAUGAAUCCCUAAUAAUGUGACCCGAGUGUAGAACAUCAGAUAAAGAACACUUCGUAGCAUCAUCACAUGAAUUUUCCUUUUUGUUACUUCUGUCUCGAUUAUGUUGAGUCAAAAAUUAAGGUUUAAAGCAGACAGCUGUUUUUUUUCCCUCAAAAGGCACCAUCUAGAGGCAGAAAAAAUGUACUGCACCAUAAGCCCCUCACCCUACUUCAGUGGUUACAGCUGAAAGCAACACCUCUAAUUUGUGAAUGUGCACCUCUAGCUGGGCAACAGAGAUACAACAUAGUUUCAUAAUUCCCAUUCUCAGGCUAUGCUGUUUAUUCGUCAGAAACGUCGCCAACUUUACAUCAGUCUAUCACCACAAACGCGCACAGUAGUAUUGGUGAAAUUCUGGCAAUACGAUAGGUAUACAGGGGAGACUAUGGCGAUAUAUCACAAUAAAUAGCAAUACAUUCAGCCAGAUGAUAUUUGCACAUUUUUUAGACUGAAAUUAUUGUAGGAAAAUUCAAUAAACUGUCCCAACUGAUACAUAACAUGUUUUACAUUGAGCUAUCUGAACCAUAAUAGAUGGAUUUACAUUUCAGUGGUGGAAACAAAACCAAUUGCCCACUGCUGCCAAGUAGCUGUCGGCAUUUGAAUUGCACCAAAAGAAAAGAAAAUCCACAAAUGUUUGCAAGUAAAUUCUUCCUAAAAUUUGAUACCGGCUAUUGAAUAUCGAUAUAUCGCGAUAAAUUGCCAUAUCGAUAUUUUCUUACAUUCCUAGCGCACAUAAUCUAUAAUUGACAUCUGUACGCUAUUGGCUAAUGCUGAUGGGCACUCUGCGUGAGAAUCUAUGGUACAGGGAGGUGGGCUUAUCAAAAACAAAUUUGAUAAAUUGCCUACAUUAUUUCACAGUAAAAGGUAAGACUAUCACUUAUGGGUUUCUAAAAUAUCUUUCAUAGUUCCUGAAAGUAGGAAAAUUCCAGAUUGCUGAUUUGAUGCAAAAUUUAAGUUUUAUUCUGGAACAAAAAAAAAUAUUCUACUUACUUUGAUGUUGCCCUAAAGUCCUAUCUUGUUUGAAGAACAUGUUAUCACCUCCUGUCAUUUGUGAGAACGCCUUGUCUGUAGGCACCCAUCGUCACACCUAAGGUUUUAAAAGAAACAAGCUAUCGAAGCAACGAGAGAUUUCUUGAAUGAAAAACUCUUCAUUACAAGCUCAGUUCUCAUUGAGCAGUGAGAAUAAACAGCAUCUAUAGCUACACCAACAAGAUUAAAAUAUGUUGAAAAUGUCAGGGAAUAUAAAACAUUGCAAAUAAAAUGUCAUGUAGCUGCUAGCUAACAUCUCUGGUUAUUUAGCAUCAGUUUUGUGAGAAUCUGUAUAUUUAUCAUGCCAAAUAACAUUUAACUAUGUAGACGUGUCUGGAGACCAUGUGAAUAAAACUGGAUUAUGAAAUCA
Molecule: messenger RNA, 6450 nt
Organism: Nothobranchius furzeri (turquoise killifish)
Lineage: Eukaryota; Metazoa; Chordata; Actinopteri; Cyprinodontiformes; Nothobranchiidae
Product: transmembrane protein 42
Source: RefSeq, a predicted model, not a curated record